AUAUAAGAAGUAAUCUUUUGAAGGAUAAAGAUCAAGUUGAAUACCUGCAGGUUUGUAGUUUUGAAGAUUGUUACCUUUUUUGGCUCUGUGGUCAUGUACACUACUACAUGAUGGGAACUGAAGAUAAGACACUGUUUUGUUUCUGUCAUUGGGGUGGGAAGAAUAAGGUGCUUCCAGAUGGAUCCACUUCGUAUGUAGGAGGAAUUACGGAUCAGAUUAUUGUGAAGACAGGCAUAAAGUACAAUGAUUUUGUGAAUGCAGUUUUUGACCGAUUAGGCAUUGAUCCUUCAGAUAAGGUUCUGCAGUUUACAGUGAAGUUUGAUAGGGCCCAAUUGAUACGGCUUAGAGACCAAGAAGGUGUAAAUACUCUAUUACAAUUUAAUGAUGGUUUUGCCCAUGUAUAUGCAUCAAGUUCGGAGAAGGAGCCUAAUUCUGAAGUUGCUCCUAAUAUGGCUACCACUAGGAUUUCAACCACUGAGGUUGAAGCAGUUUCUCUCGGAAGUGCUGAGGAAGAACAAGUGAGUGCUGAUACACCAAUUCCUGCACCGUCGAACCAAUGGAUCACUGAUGGAACUCCAGAUGCUGCUGCCAACUGGAGUGAAUUACUUGUCGGGGAAGGACAAGCUUUUGAAAAUGCAGAUGCUUUUCGGCUUGCAGUUUUCAAGUUCUCGAUUGCGAAUAGAUUUCACUACAGAAUUUUGCACAAUAAACCUAGAUAUAUUAGCAUCCAUUGUGCUGCUGAUGGCUGCCCUUGGAAAGUAAGUGCUGGCAUUGAGAAGAAAUCUCAAAAUGUUUCCAUUAGGAAAUUUGUUGAUUCUCAUUCCCAUCCUCCCCUAGAUUCAUCGCAACUGAAACCUCGUAUCAGGAUGAAGUGGUUGGGGGGAAUCAUGCAAGAAGACAUAUUGGGCAGUCCUGAUUGUUUGCCUCGUAAAGUGUGUGAGGAUGCUGAGAAGAAUUUGGCUAUCAAAUUGACCUACCGUCAGGCUUGGAGUGUGAAGCAGAGGAUUAGGGAGGCAAUCAAUGAGAAGUCAGGUGAAUCCUAUAAACUGAUUCCCUGGCUAUGCAAUCGCUUAAUUGAGGCAAUGCCCGGAACUAUUGCUACAUGGUCCUGCACCGAAGAAAACAGAUUCAAGAGGCUCUUCGUGUCAUAUGACUGCUCAAUACGUGGGUUCGAUGUUGGAUGCAGACCUUUGAUAUUUGUUGAUGUUUACAACUUGAAUGGGCUGCACAACAGCUCCUUUAUAGUUGCUUCUGCUUUGGAUGCAGACAAUGAGAUGUAUCCUCUAUCUUAUGGCAUUCUCCUGUCUAUGAACGAGGAAGAUCUUCUGUGGUUUCUAGAAAAGCUAAAGGUCGUUGUGCAGAACCGCGAGGUCGUCGUAGUUUCUGGCACGAGUCUCCCUUUUCUCUCCAGCUUGGACAAAAUGUUUGGUGAUGAAAACCACAGUUUUUGUUUUCAUUGCGUGAAAGAGAAUUUUAAUAAAUUCAUCGAUGGUAAUACUGCCUUUAAAGUGCAGGGUAGAGGUAAGGAGAUUGCACUUAAGUACUUGAGUGACAUUGCCUACGCACGAACACUAGAUAGUUAUAAUGAAGCUCUAGGCAAGAUCUGUUCUUUCCGCAGGGAAUUGUAUGAUUGGGUGAUAGCCAGCCAGCCAGAACGUUGGUCUAAUGCCUUGUUCAGGAAACCUCGGUGGGAUCAUCUGAAUUGUAAAUCUACGGAUUCUCUGAACUCUUUUAUAGAGGAAGAGAAGUUUGUACAUGUCCUAGAGUUGAUGGAGGCUUAUCAUGAGAAGCUUUAUAUGUUAUUACACAGUAACAAGCUCAAGAUUGAACAAUGGAACCUCCCAAUCGGUCCUCGGGUUGCUGAGAAGAUUUUUGAAAACCAAAAGGCCGGUGAUAACCUAGCAAUGACGGUUCUAUCAGAUAUUGAGUUUAAAUUACAGGAACUGCAGGGUAGAGAAGAAGUUGUAAACCUCAAACUCUGGACAUGUACAUGUUUAGAGUGGCAAAUGACUGGCAUUCCAUGCAGCCAUGCCUGCAACGCGAUUACUAUGACAAGUAUGAACAUCUAUCAGUACGUUGCGGAUUGGUACAAGAGGGAGACACAAGAACAUAUAUAUGCUGAAGUUAUGGAUGAACUCGCGAAAUUUGAUAUACCACAUCCAGAUGACAUCAUUUCUUCUGCGUCCUCAGGUAAUGACGUCGUGCUAUGUCCACUUUCACCCCAUAUUAAAAGACCUCCUGGUCGUCCCCGGAAAGAACCCAAAGGACUUCAAGUUGAAACUGUAAAGAGACCCAUUCGUUGUUCCAAAUGUGGUGGCGUUGGACAUAAUAAACGUACUAAAUGUAGUUCUGUAGGACAGUAAAUUAUUGUUCAAGGUAUCAACUACUUUAUCAGUGAACUAUGAGACAUAUUUUGAGUGUUGGCAGUACUUUGCAGU
This is a messenger RNA of Solanum verrucosum, 2438 nucleotides long. RefSeq lists its product as uncharacterized. The record is from RefSeq and is a predicted model, not a curated record. The transcript is spliced from 3 exons. The coding region runs from base 108 to 2363 and encodes 751 amino acids. Gene Ontology annotation, molecular function: zinc ion binding. NCBI's taxonomy places the organism in Eukaryota, Viridiplantae, Streptophyta, Magnoliopsida, Solanales, Solanaceae.